UGGGAUCUUCUGUUUGGGCUAGCUUGACGGCGUCCGCUGUAAGAGUGGAUGGAGGUGAAAUAUCUCGCUGGAAAUACUUCUGCAGCGGACAGUCUGGGGUGUCAAUUACACUGCGUUAGCAUGUCAGCAUGUGCGGUGUCUUUUUGACGGCGAAGAGGCACCGUUUCCACGAUGGCGACCACCGAAAUACAGGCCAGUCUGAAAACUUGAGAAAAGUUUGAGCACGGAGCAGGAGUCUUUUUCUGAGACUUUCCCUGUUGUCAUUAGCGUUAUAAAAAAAAAGAAAGGAAAGAAAAGAAAGAAAGUAAACCAACAUGGCACACUCAACUUUCGUUUCGUUUUGGGCAUUUGUUUUUAGUCUAUACUUCGGUGUGUCCAAGUGUUACUUUUCCAUACCGCUCAGAAUAUACCCAGGGAAGUAUAACGUCUCCUCGGAUGUUAAUCUGACGUCUCUUCAGCGAAUAGCGUUAAAGCCAGAUGGAAAGGGCCUCUCUCUGGCCUCUGAUCCCACCGGUACCGUGAACUUUCUGGACAUGGUAAAUAACUUGCAAGGAGACUCUGGGAGAGGCUACUACAUAGAAAUGUCAAUUGGUACUCCUGGUCAAAAGCUGAACAUCCUGGUGGAUACAGGCAGCAGUAACUUUGCCGUGGCCGCAGCUCCACACCCAUUUAUUACUCACUACUUCAACACUGCACUUUCCAGUACCUACCGUUCAAGCAGUCGUACUGUAGCUGUAAAGUACACCCAAGGCAACUGGGAAGGUGAACUGGGAAUCGACCGCGUCUCCAUUCCCAAAGGCCCAAACGGGACCAUCACAAACAACAUUGCUGCCAUCCUGUCUUCUGAUGGCUUCUUCCUCCCUGGGAUCAACUGGCAGGGCAUCCUGGGACUGGCCUAUCCUGUGCUGGCACGGCCUGACUCAUCUGUGGAGCCCUUCUUCAACUCUGUGGUGCAACAGCUGAGGAUUCCUGACAUCUUUUCCCUCCAGAUGUGUGGUGCUGGACUGUCAGCCAGCAGCACAGCAGACCCUUUGGGUGGUAGUCUUAUAAUGGGUGGGGCUGAACCAACUCUGUUUCGAGGCUCAGUGUGGUACACCCCUAUAGUAGAAGAGUGGUACUACCAAGUGGAGGUUUUGAAGCUGGAGGUGGGAGACCAGAAUCUGAAUCUGGACUGCAGAGAGUAUAACAUGGAUAAAGCUAUAGUUGACAGUGGGACGACGCUGCUGCGACUUCCUGUCAACGUCUUCAAUGCAUUGGUAGAAGCCAUCACACGCAGCUCUCUGAUCCAGGAGUUUUCUUCAGGAUUCUGGGAUGGCACCAAGCUAGCAUGCUGGAUGAAGGGAGAGAACCCCUGGAGGUUUUUCCCUAAGCUGUCCAUCUACCUGAGGGCCACAAACACCAGCCAGUCUUUUCGCAUCACCAUUCUGCCUCAGCUUUACAUCCAGCCAGUCACAGAUGUGGACGGCACUCUGGACUGCUUCCGUUUCGGAGUGUCAUCAUCAACAAACGGCCUCGUGAUCGGCGCUACUGUUAUGGAAGGCUUCUACGUAGUGUUUGACCGCGCUCAGCGGAGACUGGGCUUCGCACUCAGCAACUGUGCAGUAAGCAGCGGGGUGGCUCUGUCAGAGAUCGAGGGACCCUUCUCUGCAGCAGACGUGGCGGCCAACUGCUCUGGCGGCCCACUGAAGGAGACUUUUGUGUGGAUGAUAUCUUACGCCUUGAUGGCAGUCUGUGCGGCAGUCCUCGUCAUCCUGCUGCUCAUGCUGAUCCUGCCCUGCAGGCGGAGAAACCGGUCCGGCGAGAUCACGGACGAGUCCUCGCUGGUCCGACACCGCAUCAAAUGACUGAGAGGGAAAAGGCGGGCGAACGGACAGUCGGACAGCGAGCAGAGCGCGUCCACAAGGGGCUGCACCGGGGCAACCUGCCCCGACCAAUGACGCUUAGCUUAAAGUCUGACUGACUUUUAGACUGUACUCAUCAGCUUGGCCCACAGAGACAGACGCACAGACUGAUCGACUGCCUCUUAAAGGGAAAAAUCCAUCCCCAAAACAAUUCUUAAAACAGGUGUUGGUCAUGAAUGUGUGUUGUUUGGUUGUUCCUCCCUCUUAUUGUCACUGAUAAUUUGCUAAUGUUAUACUUCUGUUGCCUAAAUCCAUCAACACAGCAUCGAUGGAGGCACUCACAUCAGAUCCAGGCUCGUUCUCCUCAUAGCUGCAGAAGAUAUUCUGAGAAAUGUAGGGCUUCGCUAGAAGAUGAACAAAACUAUUAAUAAUUACAAAAUAACUCCUGAAACACAUGAAACAUCCCAGCAGCAAUAAAUAUUAGAAGAACAGUUCAGUGGUGCAGACAAUUACAGGACAUCCAGAAGGAAGGAUAAUAAAUGGUACACUGGCAUCCUCUCCGUGCAGACAGUGUUUUCUAGGUUUCUAAGCCUCAUAAACCUGAUCAAACGUGCCUUUGCAGCUGAGAAUCUGAAACCUGAAGUUUUUUUUUUUUUUAAUCUAACGCCAACAAUAUGAUGUUUGUAGAGCCUUCCUCUAUUUUGAUGUUUUCCACUCAUCUGUGGAAUAAAAUUAUAAACUGCAGAUAUUAAAGUUGAGGGGGAAAAGCUGCUCACUGUUAAUAUGAAUAUGAAAAGAUGCACACGUGUUUACAGUGCCUGUAGUGCCUUUUUGGUCUCAGAUCUCUACUAGAACAGGAUCAGCAGUUUGGGACUCAUUCUGCUGAGUUGCACUUUGUUUCUAAAGUUAAUCAAAGUGUUAUAAAGCAACAGAUCAUUAUCUCUCCAUCUGUAAUGCAAUUUAUUGUAUUAAUGUAGUUUUACCAAUUCUGUAUCCACUCAGCUUUAUAUUUAAGUCUCUUUGAAUAUGAUUGUAUUUUUAUUAUUACUGUUAUUAUUAUUAUUAUUCCAAAUCUUUGCUUCCUUAGACUACAUUUCAAAGGGUAUUCAUACUGCACAUUUUAUAUAAUUAAAAUUAAAAGUCACCUGUGGGCUUCAGUUAACUUUCUAGCAAAUCAGACGUUCCUGUUAGCAAUAAUUUAAAAAAUCGACUUGUUGAAUGUCAUUUUGCAGUCUCUUCACAUUAGUGACAUAAAGUCCACGGGAGACGCUCCUCUGCAGUUCACUCACCCUCAGAUUUGUUCAUUUUGACAAAAAAAUAUGAGCCUUCUGUAAUCUGACCCAAGCUGCACUCAUUUGUGAAAUUGUUGAAUUGAAGGUACACUUGAAUCUUAAACUGCUCGCUUAUUUAUGACUGUAUUUUUUUUCUGUGCCAUAAUUGUAUUUGGGUUGUAAAUAAAAGAACUUGUUACAAA
This is a messenger RNA of Archocentrus centrarchus (flier cichlid), 3315 nucleotides long. It is a transcript of the gene bace2, whose product is annotated as beta-secretase 2. Gene Ontology annotation, molecular function: aspartic-type endopeptidase activity. The transcript is spliced from 9 exons. Gene Ontology annotation, cellular component: trans-Golgi network; plasma membrane; endosome. The record is from RefSeq and is a predicted model, not a curated record. Lineage: Eukaryota; Metazoa; Chordata; Actinopteri; Cichliformes; Cichlidae. Gene Ontology annotation, biological process: amyloid-beta metabolic process; membrane protein ectodomain proteolysis. The coding region runs from base 315 to 1844 and encodes 509 amino acids.